Molecule: messenger RNA, 2514 nt
Organism: Pseudomyrmex gracilis
Lineage: Eukaryota; Metazoa; Arthropoda; Insecta; Hymenoptera; Formicidae
Gene: CPSF2
Product: probable cleavage and polyadenylation specificity factor subunit 2
Exons: 10
Coding region: 140-2350 (736 amino acids)
Biological process (GO): mRNA 3'-end processing by stem-loop binding and cleavage
Cellular component (GO): mRNA cleavage and polyadenylation specificity factor complex
Molecular function (GO): RNA binding
Source: RefSeq, a predicted model, not a curated record
UAGGGCAUUGGAAGCAUCACAAUAGAUUAGGGUUAAGAAAAGAAGAUUGAGGAAAAUAUCUGUUAAAAAUCAAUUACAAAACAGAAUCACACAGAUUCACAAUCGUAGAUUAAUAGUCUAAUAGAAAAGACUACAGAAAAUGACAUCCAUUAUAAAGCUUCACGCUAUUUCUGGGGCAAUGGAUGAAUCCCCGCCUUGUUACAUAUUACAAGUUGAUGAAUUAAGAAUAUUAUUAGAUUGUGGGUGGGACGAAAAGUUUGAUCAAGAUUUUAUAAGAGAACUAAAAAGACAUGUCAAUCAGAUAGAUGCUGUGUUGCUCUCCUAUCCGGAUCCAUUACACUUGGGUGCAUUACCAUACUUAGUAGGCAAAUGUGGCCUGAAUUGUGCUAUAUAUGCCACUAUACCUGUUUACAAAAUGGGCCAAAUGUUUAUGUAUGACAUGUAUCAGUCACGGCAUAACAUGGAAGAUUUUGAUUUAUUUACAUUGGAUGAUGUUGAUGCUGCAUUUGAUAAGAUUGUGCAGUUAAAAUACAAUCAAAGCAUAUCACUGAAAGGUAAAGGCUAUGGUGUCACUUUGACACCUUUGCCAGCUGGACAUAUGAUUGGUGGAACAAUUUGGAAAGUUGUAAAAGUUGGAGAGGAAGAUAUAAUAUAUGCAGUAGAUUUCAAUCAUAAAAAAGAGCGUCAUUUAAAUGGCUGCGAAUUAGACAGACUACAAAGGCCAUCACUGUUAAUAACUGAUGCAUUUAAUGCCACAUAUCAGCAAGCCAGACGAAGGACAAGAGAUGAGAAGUUAAUGACCAAUAUCUUGCAAACAUUGCGAGGUGGUGGCAAUGUACUGGUCAGUGUAGAUACUGCUGGUCGCGUACUAGAAUUAGCACAUAUGUUGGAUCAGUUAUGGCGCAACAAAGAAUCAGGAUUACUUGCUUACUCAUUAGCUCUUCUCAAUAACGUUAGCUACAACGUUGUGGAGUUUGCAAAAUCGCAGAUCGAAUGGAUGAGUGAUAAGUUGAUGAGAAGUUUUGAAGGCGCGCGUAACAAUCCAUUCCAAUUCAAACAUUUGCAACUUUGUCACAGUAUGAUGGAAUUGAAUCAAGUUCCGAGUCCGAAGGUGGUGCUCGCGAGCACUCCGGACAUGGAAUGUGGAUUUUCUCGCGAAUUGUUUCUCCAGUGGUGCAGUAAUCCGCAAAACAGUAUCAUCUUAACGAGCAGAACAUCUCCGGGUACACUCGCCCGAGAUUUGGUGGAAAGAGGUGGAAAUCGCACUAUUGUACUGGACAUAAGGAGACGCGUGAAACUCGAGGGUACUGAACUGGAGAACUACCAAAAAAAAGAGAAGCAGAAACAGGAGCAGAUAAAACAGGAGCAAAUGGAAACUGCUGACAUAAGUUCCGAGUCGGAAGACGAGAUAGAAGUCGGCGGUGCGAGAGGAAAGCAUGAUUUACUGGUGAAGCAAGAAAGUAAGCCGGGUUUUUUUAAACAAAGUAAAAAGCAGCAUCCCAUGUUUCCAUUUGUGGAGGAAAAAAUCAAAGUAGACGAAUACGGUGAAAUCAUAAAGCCGGAAGAUUACAAAAUAGCAGAAACUAUACCUGAAGUAGAGGACAAUAAAGAAAAUGCAGAUAUGAAACAAGAAGAAACCAAUCAUCAUCCGGAAAUCGCUCUUGAUAUACCAACCAAAUGUGUACAGAUUUCUCGUACGAUAAAUGUAAACGCGUCUGUUACGUAUAUCGAUUUCGAAGGCAGAUCCGACGGAGAAUCGCUGCAGAAGAUCUUGACGCAGCUAAGACCGAGGAGAGUGGUCUUGGUCCGAGGCUCGCCUAAAGACACGGAAAUAUUAGCGCAACAGGCACAGAGCGCUGGCGCGAGAGUAUUUAUUCCGGGCAGAGGAGAGACACUGGACGCCACAACGGAAACACAUAUUUAUCAAGUGCGUUUAACCGAUGCUCUGGUCAGUGGAUUGAAUUUCUCGAAGGGUAAGGGCGAUUCCGAGGUAGCGUGGAUUGACGCUAUGAUAACGGCACGCGAUCAAAUUUGUCCGGACGCCGUUGCCGACACCGAAUCCGAAAAGAUUGACGAGAGCGACAAAAUACUGACGCUGGAACCCUUGCCAUUGAACGAGGUUCCAGGCCAUCAAACAACGUUCAUAAAUGAAUUGAAACUGUCCGAUUUCAAGCAGAUCUUAAAUAAAAGUAACAUUCCGUCGGAAUUUAGCGGAGGAGUAUUGUGGUGUUGCAACAACACCAUCGCCGUCAGAAGGCACGAAGCGGGUAAGGUAAUAUUGGAAGGUUGUAUUUCUGAGGACUAUUACAAAGUACGAGAAUUAUUAUACGAACAAUAUGCAAUUGUAUAAAUUAUUGAGUAGUGUGUGUGUGCGUUUCUGUAUAUAAUAUAUUUUGUAUACAAUAUUAUAUAAAAAUAGAGAAAAGGAAAGAUUUCUUUAUAUAUGCGCACUCUCUGGACUUCUCUUUACAUUUACUUUAUAAAAUGUUAUUUUUAUAUGAUAAUGAUUUUUUA